This is a messenger RNA of Durusdinium trenchii, 672 nucleotides long. The record is from the annotation of a GenBank genome assembly. NCBI's taxonomy places the organism in Eukaryota, Dinophyceae, Suessiales, Symbiodiniaceae.
AGGGCUUUGAAGCCGUGCCGGCUCCAUUCAAGUCAACCGUUGGGCCAUGCUGGGCUGCAGGCAUCGGAGCAAUGGAUCUGGCCAUCGUGGAAGAAGGCAACUCCAAAAUCGCCGUGUCUUUGAUGGACAAUGUUGUGAAGACCUUUGACCUAGGCACAGGCGAAGAAAUCCCCGUGGAUGAAACACGGAAGUCCAUCAAGAGCCCGCCCAUGUGGGAAUUCGACGCCGUGGAGAAGGUGGAGCGUGACUACGCCUCCACGAGUGUGCUUACGGCCUAUGAUCGAUAUGUUUUUGUUGGUACUACGGCUCCAUCUUUGCAGAUUUGGCGUCGUCCGCUGGCGAGCCGCCAUGGACACAACGACUUCGUGCCGCCGCCCUUGCCGCCGCUGGAGCUGCGGCAGCGUUGCUUGCCCUUGGCCUUGAAUGCGCAUGAUGUUCCACCAGAGGCCUGCCUGGCGGAUCCCAUCUUGCGCCCUGGAAUGUCUUUGCAAUCGGCUCGUCAAGCUUUGGAAGCAGACAGGAACCGCUGGGCGCUGCGUGCGCCACACGAAGUCCUCAAGGCGUGAAGACUACUCACGUCAGGCUGACGCCCGCCGAUGCUGAGCGUUUACAACGUGCUGGUACAUGGCACCGAAGGAACCAGCGUAAGGACCUUUCCCAUACCUGAACCCC